Messenger RNA from Equus quagga, 3431 nucleotides. It is a transcript of the gene VIT, whose product is annotated as vitrin. The transcript has 15 exons. Gene Ontology annotation, biological process: positive regulation of cell-substrate adhesion; extracellular matrix organization. The record is from RefSeq and is a predicted model, not a curated record. NCBI's taxonomy places the organism in Eukaryota, Metazoa, Chordata, Mammalia, Perissodactyla, Equidae. Gene Ontology annotation, cellular component: interstitial matrix. The coding region runs from base 252 to 2270 and encodes 672 amino acids.
GUGUGUGCAUGUGUGUGCGUGUGGUGUAAAAUGUGCUUUUCAAAGUGCUGAGAGGUUGAUGGGAAUGUUUGAUUAGCUCCUCUGAGAAGAGGAGAAAAGGUGCUUGGACCUCUUCUCGCUUCUUCUUUAGAAUAAUUUGGAUGGGAUUUGUGAUGCAGAAAAGCUUAAGGAAAAAAGGAUAUCCAUUCUGUGUGGUGGAAAAUUUUUGAAAAAAAUUGCUUUCUUCAAACAAGGGUGCCAUUUCGAUAUUUAUGGAGAUUGUUGUCCUCACUAUGAAGGCAUCUGUUAUUGAAAUGUUCCUUGUUUUGCUGGUGACUGGAAUACAUUCAAAUAAAGAAACGACAAAGAAGGUUAAAAGGCCUAAGUUCACUGUGCCUCAGAUCAACUGUGAUGUCAAAGCUGGAAAGAUAAUCAAUCCUGAGUUUGUUGUGAAAUGUCCAGCAGGAUGCCAAGACCCCAGAUACCACGUUUAUGGUACGGACAUCUACGCAUCCUACUCCAGCGUGUGUGGCGCUGCAGUUCACAGUGGUGUGCUCGAUAAUUCAGGAGGGAAAAUACUUGUUCGGAAAGUUGCUGGACAGUCUGGCUAUAAAGGGAGUUAUUCCAAUGGCGUCCAAUCAUUAUCCCUACCACGAUGGAGAGAAUCCUUUAUCGUCUCAGAAGCUAAACCCCAAAAGGGUGUAACCUACCCAUCGGCUCUUACAUAUUCAUCAUCUAAAAGCCCAGCUGCCAAGGCAGGUGAGACCACAAAAGCCUAUCAGAAGCCAUCAGUUCCAGGGACAACUGCACAGCCAGUCACCUUGAUACGGGUACUAAGGACCACCACAGCCGAAGCCACCCACACCACCACCUUGUCAAAGCCAUCCCCAUCUGCAGGCUCUUCCACCAGCAGCCCCAGACCACAGCCCAUGGGCCAGAGGAGCCAGGAGCUGGAGCUCUGGUCCACCACCGUCUACACCAGCAGCCCAAGCAGCGCCGGCACCAAUCCAGGGGAAACAGACCUGUGGAAACCUGGAUCCGUCCUUUUAAAUGCAGGAUUUGUUCCAAAAGAAGAAUUAAGCACACAGUCUUCGGAGCCAGUAUCCCAGGGAGAUCCAAGCUGCAAAAUCGACUUGUCGUUUCUGAUUGAUGGGAGUGCGAGCAUUGGCAAACGUCGAUUCCGAAUCCAGAAGCAGUUCCUGGCUGACGUCGCCCAAGCUCUUCACAUUGGCCCUGCCGGUCCACUGAUGGGUGUUGUCCAGUAUGGAGACAACCCUGCUACUCACUUUAAUCUCAAGACUCACGUGAGUUCCCAGGAUCUGAAGACCGCCAUCGAGAAAAUCACCCAGCGAGGAGGGCUUUCUAAUGUAGGUCGAGCCAUCUCCUUUGUGACCAAGAACUUCUUUUCCAAAGUCAACGGAAACAGAGGCGGUGCUCCCAACGUGGCUGUAGUGAUAGUGGAUGGUUGGCCCACGGAUAAGGUAGAGGAGGCUUCAAGGCUUGCAAGAGAGUCAGGAAUCAACAUUUUCUUCAUCACCAUUGAGAGUGCUGUUGAAAAUGAGAAGCAGUACGUGAUAGAGCCCAACUUUGCAAACAAGGCUGUGUGCAGAACAAACGGCUUCUACUCGCUCAAUGUGCAGAGCUGGUUCAGCCUCCACAAGACGGUGCAGCCCCUGGUGAAGCGGGUGUGUGACACUGAGCGACUGGCCUGCAGCAAGACCUGCUUCAACUCGGCCGACAUUGGCUUCGUCAUUGACGGCUCCAGCAGUGUGGGGACGAGCAACUUCCGCACGGUCCUCCAGUUUGUGGCCAACCUCAGCAAAGAGUUUGAGAUUUCAGACACAGACACGCGAAUCGGGGCUGUGCAGUACACCUACGAGCAACGGCUGGAGUUCGGGUUCGACGACUACAACACCAAGCCGGACAUCCUCAACGCCAUCAAGAGGGUGGGGUACUGGAGUGGUGGGACCAGCACGGGGGCUGCCAUCAACUACGCCCUGGAACAGCUCUUCAAGAAGUCCAAGCCCAACAAGAGGAAGUUAAUGAUCCUCAUCACUGAUGGGAGGUCCUAUGAUGACGUCCGAAUACCAGCCAUGGUUGCCCAUCACAAGGGAGUGAUCACCUAUGCAAUAGGCGUUGCAUGGGCUGCACAGGACGAGCUGGAAGUCAUUGCUACUCACCCUGCCAAGGACCACUCCUUCUUUGUGGACGAGUUUGACAACCUCUACAAAUCUGUUCCCAAGAUCAUCCAGAACAUUUGCACAGAGUUCAACUCACAGCCUCGGAACUGAAUUCAGAGCAGGCAAGGCAUCAACACCUGCUGCUUUCCCACUGGCUCUGGGACAACCCCCAGCGCUUUACAGGGCACACGGGGUGGCAAGGCAUGUGGGGCUUCCUGGAGAACAGAUGCGUGGUGGUUAUUCUUUGCCAGCAUGGUUUUUCAUACUUCAAAACUUGGAGCUUGAAAGAUAAUCAUAAAUUUGUAGACUGAGGCAAAAUGAUACAUCAUUUUGAGGGUGCUGAGGAUUUUCCAUUUUGACAAUUGUUUUCAAAAUAAAUGCUCAGAAUAGAGUGCAGGUAUUAUGACAGGCUUAACUAGAGCUUCUGUGAGGUUUUUUUUUAACUUUAUUUCUCGUUAGAAUUCUGUGACUCUCAACAAGUUUCAUUUUGGUCACGACAAUAUGGGAGUUGCUUAAUUAAAUGUUUAAAAGGAUUACGUGCCAUCAUUCUGACUGUGUCAUGGGUCGUGUUCACAGGGUUUGUGACAGGGCCACUCUUUGCUCUUCUCGUUCCCCAGAGCAUCUGCUGCGCACUCAUUCCUGUCCCAAGGUGACACACACCCAUGGGGAUGCAGAGAGAGUGUGGCAGCAGCACUGCUGCCAAUUCACCUCCUCCUCUCUAUUAUCUGCAUCGCCACGCACCUGCCACCUGUAGCUAUAGAGCAGCUGGGGGAUGGCCUUGGAGAACCAAGUUGAUCUCGCUUAAAAGCAGUGCAUUAGGCUAGUGUAGAUGCUUUUAGCUCGAGCUGAACAUUAGAAUCGCUUGGGAGGCUAAAAUGCUGGUCCCCAGGCCCCAUCCCAAUACCAGUCAAAUCUGAGUCUCUGGGAAGGGAGCCUGAAUGUUGGCGUGUGUGAAGAGCUCUCUGGCGUUAUUGCUGGGCUGCCAGGAUUGACGACCAUUGAGCUACUUCUGAGGGGUCAGUGUCAUAGCUGUUUCCUGGGAGAGCCCUGUUUAUGCCUAUUGUCUGGGGUCCCAUCCAGUUUUGCAUUUGUCCUGGGUUUUUCAUUUAUUUCAUGAUUAAUAGUUGCAUUAAGAUAAGUCAGGAUGGGGUUUGGUUGAACUCCACUUUUUACUUCCAGCUUCUGCCAAGGACUCAUCCAUUAGGAGGUGAAAUAUUUGUGCAAUGGGGGAAUGUUCAAAAAAGUCAUAAAUAAAGCUGACUUACGUAUCGA